AUGCUGAGAAUUGGCGGGAAAGGAGGCGGAGUUGGUCAGCUACUGGCGGCGGUUGCGGCAGCGCUACUGCUCCGCCUUUUCUCAGCACCCGGACCAGAAGUCCUUCCCGAGAACGUCCCCGAUGACGAGGAAGGAGACCACGAAGCUCCGGUCAAAGGACAGGUUUCGCCGGUUACUAUUAAAUGGACUAACAUCAACUGUUCACUCUCCGAUAAAUCCUCUAAAUCAGUGCGGUUUUUGCUGCAAAAUGUUAGCGGAGAAGCAAAACCUGGUAGAUUACUUGCAAUUAUGGGACCAUCUGGAUCAGGGAAGACAACCCUGCUCAAUGUUCUGGCAGGUCAGAUAGUGGCGUCGCCGAGAUUGCAUUUGUCAGGCCUUUUGGAGGUUAAUGGGCAACCAUUCUCAAACAAAGCUUACAAGUUCGCCUAUGUUAGGCAGGAAGAUCUUUUCUUUUCCCAGCUGACCGUUCGAGAAACACUUUCUCUUGCAGCUGAACUCCAGCUGCAGGGAAUAUCUUCAGUGGAAGAGAGAGACGAAUAUGUGAAUGAUCUCCUUUUGAAACUAGGCCUUGUCAGUUGCGCUGAUUCGCGAAUUGGGGAUGCAAAAGUGCGUGGAAUCAGUGGUGGUGAAAAGAAAAGAUUGUCACUUGCAUGUGAGCUGAUUGCUAGUCCUUCUGUCAUUUUUGCUGAUGAACCUACGACUGGACUUGAUGCCUUCCAGGCAGAGAAAGUGAUGGAAACCUUACGACAACUUGCACAGGAUGGGCAUACUGUGAUUUGCUCUAUACACCAGCCUAGAAGUUCAGUUUAUGAAAAAUUUGAUGACAUCGUGUUACUGACAGAAGGCGCACUUGUUUAUGCUGGUCCUGCACGUGAUGAAGUAUUGGUUUACUUUUCAAAAUUUGGGUAUAUUUGUCCCGAUCAUGUAAAUCCCGCUGAAUUUUUGGCUGAUCUUAUAUCAGUAGACUACACUUCGGCCGAGAGUGUCAAUGCUUCUCAGAAAAGGAUAGAUAGUCUUGUUGAGUCAUUUGCUGAGCAGACACCAUUAACUCUAUAUACAACUCCACUUACCAGGGAGGAUCUUAAGAACAACAUGAACUCAAUGAAGAGAACUGUAGUUAAAAGGAAAGGUGGUUGGUGGAGGCAGUUCUGGCUGCUACUUAAACGUGCAUGGAUGCAGGCUUCUCGUGAUGGCCCAACAAACAAAGUUCGAGCAAGAAUGUCGAUUGCAUCAGCUCUCAUAUUUGGUUCUGUCUUCUGGAGGAUGGGUAGAUCACAGACAUCAAUACAAGAUAGAAUGGGAUUGCUUCAGGUUGCUGCUAUAAACACUGCGAUGGCUGCACUUACAAAGACUGUAAGUGUCUUCCCUAUGGAACGUGCAAUUGUUGACAGGGAGAGAGCCAAGGGAUCCUAUUCACUGGGACCAUAUCUACUCUCAAAAUUGUUAGCUGAGAUUCCCGUUGGAGCAGCAUUCCCAUUGCUGUUUGGUACCAUUUUGUACCCCAUGGCUUGUCUUCAUCCUACCAUGUCAAGAUUUGGGAGGUUUUGUGGAAUAGUAACCACCGAGUCCUUUGCUGCAUCUGCAAUGGGCCUAACUGUGGGAGCUAUGGUUCCAACCACUGAAGCAGCAUUGGCCUUAGGACCAUCUCUUAUGACAGUUUUCAUUGUAUUUGGAGGCUACUAUGUCAAUGCAGAGAACACGCCAAUCAUUUUUCGGUGGAUUCCCCGCGUUUCUCUCAUAAGAUGGGGAUUUCAAGGGCUUUGCAUAAACGAAUUUACUGGCCUUCAAUUUGAUCAUCAGCACUCAUUUGAUAUACAAUCUGGUGAACAAGCACUUGAACGGCUUUCCUUUGGAGGCAGUCGGAUUAGAGAUACAGUGAUAGCUCAAAGUAGAAUACUUUUGUUUUGGUAUUACACUACUUUCCUCCUCCUGGAGAAAAAUAAACCCAAGUACCAGCAACUUGAGCCUCCACCUCGUGAUCAAUUAGAAACAACUACAAAGCUUGAGCCUCUUGAAACUGAUCCUGCGGAACCAUACGACCAACCUGAAUCUCCCCUUCUUGAGCAAGGUGCUAAUCCAAAGGAGAUGCUUGUGCAAUAA
This is a messenger RNA of Fraxinus pennsylvanica, 2100 nucleotides long. Lineage: Eukaryota; Viridiplantae; Streptophyta; Magnoliopsida; Lamiales; Oleaceae. The record is from the annotation of a GenBank genome assembly.